This is a messenger RNA of Canis lupus familiaris (dog), 1944 nucleotides long. RefSeq names its product carnosine dipeptidase 2 (gene CNDP2). Gene Ontology annotation, cellular component: cytosol. The record is from RefSeq and is a predicted model, not a curated record. The transcript is spliced from 12 exons. NCBI's taxonomy places the organism in Eukaryota, Metazoa, Chordata, Mammalia, Carnivora, Canidae. Gene Ontology annotation, biological process: proteolysis. Gene Ontology annotation, molecular function: metallodipeptidase activity. Bases 93 to 1514 code for a protein of 473 amino acids.
CCUGCGGACGUGGCCUGGAGGGCCGAGCCGGCGGCCUCUGUGUAUUCUUGGGUGAAGUGCCCCCAGAACCUUCAAGGUGGUCUGGUUGAAAGAUGUCGGCCCUCACUACCCUGUUUAAGUAUGUCGAUGAAAAUCAGGAUCGCUACAUUAAGAAACUCGCAGAAUGGGUUGCCAUCCAGAGUGUAUCUGCAUGGCCUGAGAAGAGAGGUGAAAUCAGAAGGAUGCUGGAAGUUGCCGCCGCAGACAUCAAGCAGUUGGGUGGCUCUGUGGAAUUGGUAGAUAUUGGAAAACAGAAGCUCCCCGAUGGUUCUGAGAUCCCACUUCCUCCCAUUUUACUUGGCAAGCUGGGCUCUGACCCGCAGAAGAAAACCGUGUGUAUUUACGGACACCUAGAUGUGCAACCAGCGGCCCUGGAUGAUGGCUGGGACAGUGAGCCCUUCACCUUGGUGGAGCGUGACGGCAAACUGUAUGGGAGAGGUGCGACCGAUGAUAAGGGUCCAGUGGCCGGCUGGCUGAAUGCCCUGGAAGCCUUCCAGAAGACAAAUCAGGAAAUUCCAGUCAAUGUCCGGUUCUGCCUGGAAGGCAUGGAGGAGUCAGGCUCCGAAGGCUUGGACGAACUGAUUUUUUCCCGUAAAGACACAUUCUUUAAAGAUGUGGACUACAUCUGCAUUUCUGACAAUUACUGGCUGGGGAAGAAGAAGCCCUGUAUCACAUAUGGUCUCAGGGGCAUUUGCUACUUCUUCAUUGAGGUGGAGUGCAGUGACAAGGACCUCCAUUCUGGCGUGUAUGGGGGCUCGGUGCAUGAGGCCAUGACGGAUCUCAUCAUGCUAAUGGGCUCUCUGGUGGACAAAAAAGGAAAGAUCCUCAUUCCCGGCAUCAGCGAGGCAGUUGCCCCCGUGACAGAGGAGGAGCUGGAACUCUACGACAAGAUUGACUUUGACAUGGAGGAGUACACCAGGGACGUGGGGGCAGAGACUCUGCUGCACGGCUGCAAGAAAGACAUCCUGAUGCACAGGUGGCGGUACCCGUCCCUCUCUCUCCAUGGGAUCGAAGGCGCCUUUUCUGGAUCUGGGGCCAAGACCGUGAUUCCUAGGAAAGUGGUCGGCAAGUUCUCCAUCCGGCUCGUGCCAAACAUGACUCCCGAAGUUGUCAGCGAGCAGGUCACGGGCUACCUGACGAAGAAAUUUGCUGAGCUGCACAGCCCCAACAAGUUUAAAGUGUUCAUGGGCCACGGUGGGAAGCCCUGGGUGUCUGACUUCAACCACCCUCAUUACAUGGCUGGGAGAAGAGCCUUGAAGACAGUGUUUGGCGUCGAGCCCGACUUGACCCGGGAAGGUGGCAGUAUUCCUGUGACUUUGACCUUUCAGGAGGCCACGGGGAAGAACGUCAUGCUGCUGCCUGUGGGCUCAGCUGAUGACGGCGCCCACUCCCAGAACGAGAAGCUCAACAGGCUUAACUACAUAGAAGGAACCAAGAUGCUGGCUGCGUACCUGUAUGAAGUGUCCCAGCUGUAGGAGGGAGCGGGUUCCCUCACUCGUGGAGCGCCGUGGGAGGAAUUGCUUCUGCCCUUGCUCCACCCCGAAUGUUCAGGAGGCUGUCAGCGCGAUGGUCUCCGGAAAGUAGCCAGGAUCUAACAGCGCACAUUCGUCAGAGGUUCUGGUUGCCGUCCAGCUGGGCUGCACGGGGGGUCUUCCUUCCUGCCCCCUCUCUGCCUCCUGACUCUGGCUUGGGCACACUUAGGAGAUUUAGUCAGGGGCACGUGAUGCCCUGAGGGGCCACCCCUUCUCGUCCCUCGCCCUCAUGUGGGUUCUGUCCUUGUCUCCAGCCUGAAACCAGUACUGCUGUUUCCUAUCUUCUCUUUAUGAUGAUUCCUCAAAACCUAAACCUAACCGUAAGGAUUACUUGUUCUCAGUAUGUGCUACCAAAUAAAAAGGUACAAAUGAA